Molecule: messenger RNA, 2178 nt
Organism: Nakaseomyces glabratus
Lineage: Eukaryota; Fungi; Ascomycota; Saccharomycetes; Saccharomycetales; Saccharomycetaceae
Gene: LAM6
Product: Lam6p
Biological process (GO): intracellular sterol transport
Cellular component (GO): mitochondrion; cortical endoplasmic reticulum; plasma membrane
Molecular function (GO): sterol binding; sterol transfer activity
Source: RefSeq, a predicted model, not a curated record
AUGGGUUUAAAGAAGUCCAAUACGUCUUUAUACAAGGCUGAUCCAGCUCACCCUAAACUGUCUGAGGUUAAUUCUGUCUCAAGUUCACCAGCAAGGAGCUUAGAAGAACUGAGUGUAGCUGAUUCCAACGAGGGAAAGGAUUCUCUUCAAGUCAAUGAUAGCUCAGACUUGAACCCCGAGAAUAAGUCGAGAAGCCCCACAUUUUUUGACUCAAUGGUGCCAGCUUUCCUGCAUAGGAAAACUGUAGUUACUACAAAUGGUUCCACAUCGAACUCUGGAUCAGACGCGGCCACUUUCAGCAAGAGCACAUUUGCCAAUGGCUACCAUUCUUCAGAUUUAUUUGCAGACUCGAAAUAUCACUAUGCAUCAGACAAAAGAGAUGAGGCAUUCCAUGCUAUUUUCAGGUCAAUUCCAAGCACUGAUAGACUAAUAGAUGAUUUCGGUUGUCUGAUGCACAAAUCACAUACUUAUAACGGUAGGAUUUACAUCUCCGAGAACCACCUGUCGUUCAACUCGUCCUUUGUGGACUGGAUGAACAAGGUUACUAUUCCCUUGGUUGAUAUCAAGCACAUUGAAAAGACCUUAUCAUCAUCAAUUGGAGGAACCAUAACACAAGCUAUCACUAUAGAGGGAGCAGACGACAGCAUCUAUGUGUUGACAGGAUUCAUCUCCACGGAUGUGACAUUUGAUAUACUAAUGACUGUUUGGUCAGAAAGAAAUAAGAUACAUCAGGACAAUACCAACGUGGUUGUCCCUAAGAUUGUACACCCAGAAAAGGUGGGAGCCGCCGAGGUCAAUGGAUUAAGUGCAAGUAAUCUGACCUCUAGAAGAUCAUCCACAUCAUCAUCACCGUUGCAAAAGCUUAUUGAUGGUCCAUUAUUUAUUGAUAACUCUGGAACGCUGAAACGUAGUUUCCAAAGGUUGUUGACUACUCCUGAUAAUGUAGGGAACCUUAACAAUAACGAUGAUAUCAUUAAUAAAGCUAUUCUCUCUAUUGAUGAAACUGAAUUAGUUACGGACAAUGUCAAUGAGUCCUCAGGUAGUUCGUCUGAUACUGAAGGAGAAGGUUCGGCGGAUUUUGUACAAGAUUACAAGAUUACCAAGGAACUGCGUGUUCAUAAACUUAAGCCAUCAUGUCCGAUAGUAUACAAUGGCCCAUUGUAUUUCAAGAAGACUGAAUUCGACUAUUCUCCGGAAGAUAAUGACGAACACGUUCUUAAGGAGAUUACGUUAGAUGCUCCCCCAGGUCUGGUAUUUGAAAUUAUUUUCAGUGAGACUGAGCCAUCAUUUCACAAUCAAUAUCUGAAAGAACUGGACUCUUCAAGUAUUUCUGAAUUUGGGUCUUUUGACAAAAUUGAAAAUGAGAGAGGCUUCACAUAUAUUAAAGCACUGAAUUACUCUGUUGGACCCAAGUCUACUAAAUGUGUUGUACUUGAGAAACUUAUAAGUAAAGACUAUAAAAAUGCAAUUAAUGUGGUUGUGGAAACAAAGACGCCCAAUGUCCCAAGCGGAAACAAUUUCUCCACAAAGACAAGGUAUAUGUUUAGAUGGAAUGAUGCUACAAGCUGUAGCAUGAAAAUAUCAUAUUGGGUAGAAUGGACAGGUUCAAGUUGGAUAAAAGGUAUGAUAGAAUCCUCCUGUAAAACAGGACAGAUUGAAGCAGCUGACGUGAUAGAAAAAUUGUUAAGAACAUAUUUGAAGGAGAAUUCUAUUGAUGAAGUCGUAACUCUUGCCGAAGAAACUGAAACAAAGGAAAAGCAAAAGUUAAAUGGCAAUGAUGGUGGUGCACCAAAGGAUGAAAAAACUACCUCAACUACAAAGAAAACCGAGAUAACUGUAAAAAAGACUCCUCCAACUGUGAAAUGGUUUACUUGGAUAUUAAUUGGUUUACUAGUUACAGUUAUUGUCCUACUACUAUUAAAUUUAACUGCCACCUUUUCCUUGCAAAAGAAAAUCGAUAAGCUAUUAAUACAUUCUAUAAGUUCUGAAGCAUUAAAGUCUUCACAUUUGCUUGAUGUUCCAGCUGGAAGAAAAAAUAUACUAGAAAGUAGUAACGGUUUUGAGAGAGAGCUUCUCCUUUUAUUAAAGGACUUCGCAAGACGCAGAGACGAUAUCCAGGACCUGAAUCCCGAAAUGAUAUCCAGAAUAUAUUCAAUAAUAAGAAACUGGAACGUUUGA